Molecule: messenger RNA, 951 nt
Organism: Fragaria vesca subsp. vesca
Lineage: Eukaryota; Viridiplantae; Streptophyta; Magnoliopsida; Rosales; Rosaceae
Product: magnesium transporter NIPA2-like
Exons: 9
Coding region: 1-951 (316 amino acids)
Biological process (GO): magnesium ion transport
Cellular component (GO): membrane
Molecular function (GO): magnesium ion transmembrane transporter activity
Source: RefSeq, a predicted model, not a curated record
AUGGGAUUAUCAAGCGACAAUGUUCAUGGACUCAUUCUAGCCGUUUCUUCAAGUAUUUUUAUCGGGAGUAGCUUCAUAAUCAAGAAGAAAGGCCUUAAGAAAGCAGGCACAACAGGAGUUAGAGCAGGAUCCGGAGGGCAUACAUACUUGUAUGAACCCUUAUGGUGGGCUGGGAUGAUAUCAAUGAUUUUAGGGGAGAUAGCUAAUUUUGCUGCUUAUGCAUUUGCUCCAGCAAUUCUUGUAACUCCUUUGGGAGCAUUAAGUAUUAUUGUCAGUGCAGUGCUUGCUCAUUUUGUUUUGGAGGAAAAAUUACAUAUAUUUGGAGUACUUGGUUGUGUUCUUUGCAUGGUGGGUUCUACUGGUAUUGUUUUGAAUGCUCCACAAGAGAGCCCAAUACAUUCUGUUAAAGAAGUAUGGCAUCAUGCUACGCAGCCAGGUUUCAUUGUCUACACAGUUUUUAUACUGUUUCUCAUUGGCAUCCUUAUUUUCUAUUUUGUUCCACGUUUUGGGAAGACUCACCUAAUCGUAUACGUUGGAAUCUGUUCUCUCAUGGGGUCUCUUACGGUUAUGAGUGUAAAAGCAGUGGGUAUUGCUCUGAAGCUGACUUUUUCAGGAUCAAACCAAUUUAAAGCGUAUGAGACUUGGGUUUUUGCCGUGAUAUUGACGGUCUGUUGUCUUUUUCAGAUUAAUUAUUUAAACAAGGCACUGGAUACCUUUAACACUGCUGUAGUUUCUCCAGUUUAUUAUGUGAUGUUUACAAUAUUCACCAUUCUUGCCAGCGUGAUCAUGUAUAAGGACUAUGAGUCACAAAAUGCGUCACAGAUUGUGACUGAAUUAUGUGGUUUUGUUACUAUCCUAGCUGGUACCUUUCUACUUCACAAAACCAGGGAUAUGGGAAAUGCAGUAACGGGUAGGGGCAGUGUCGUAGGUCGUCGAUCUCUCAGAUGGUGA